This is a messenger RNA of Danaus chrysippus (African queen), 2142 nucleotides long. The record is from the annotation of a GenBank genome assembly. Lineage: Eukaryota; Metazoa; Arthropoda; Insecta; Lepidoptera; Nymphalidae.
AUGUCUCUAAGUUAUAAUUCGGAAUUUUCUCAGCCAAGCGGUAAUAUAGUUACUGAUGAAUCAAGUGACUCUGAAUCUACUGUCAAAACCAAAGCAGCUUAUAGUUUUAUGGAAAAAAGAGAAAAAUACAAAGUGAUAGUUGACGGUGUAGACUGUACUCCAGAUAAUAUUGUCGAUAAUGAUUUUGUCACAAUGCAAGAUACCUUUACACACGCUGCUCUUGAUAGUAGACCAAGAGCUCGGAGCGAGGUGGCGUUAAAAGAAGCCAAAAGUAGGACUAGAUCUGCCUUAGAUACGGGGAUGAAAGUGUAUGCGACCACAAUCUCCCUUGACGACAUUUAUAUCGACCACACAUUGAAUACUGAAGAAGGUUUUACAUCCGACGAACUAGAUUUGGAAAUCGCUCCCUCCGCUUUUUAUUUGCCGAAAAUGAAUCCUAUAACGUCGUAUCCACCUGAAAUAUCCAUAACAUUAAAAGAGACGGAAACAUAUUUUCUGUUUGAAUUACCAACAACUUCAUACGAGAAAGGGACUUCGGAGGCCACAGCGGUAGAAGAAGAAAAUGAGUUCUAUCAAUAUAUAACAGUAGGAAAAGGAAAAAACCGAAAGAUGGUGACAGAGGAAACUCAAACUAAGGAAUGUGUCUCGCAAACUAGACACACACUAGCUACCAGGCCGCAAAAGAAAAAUGCAAUUAGUUUUGCUUCUAUGUGGGAUAUGCAUGACACUUACGCACGUCUCGCUCGAGUGAAGGCUGAAGAAAAACCUGACGAAAUGACAAAUAUGACCCCAGCAACGAACGACGCGGGAAAACUUUUGACGAAAAUAUAUAACACCCCACAGUUUUUAGAUGCGAUUCUUUUAACGGAGAGGGUUCUUUCAACAUUGAAAUAUGAUAAGGAACAGAAGACGUUCCGAGGUCUCGUGAAGAUGGACCCGCUCUCGUUAGAUUUAAUUUAUAUAUAUAGUAUGAAGCCUUUGUGGACACUCGAAUGUCCCGAAGCGGAAAAUAGACCCAUAACAAGCAUCACAUUCAAUCCUAAGAAUAACGAUAUUUUGGCGGUAGGACAUGGAAAGUUCACUUAUGCGGAAAAACAUACUGGAUUAAUAUGUGUUUGGUGUACUAAAAAUCCAUGUAAACCAGAGAGAUUAUAUAACUUUCAAGACCCUUUAACGUCGGUAGCAUUCGCGGAUGUAAAUCCAAAUUGGUUAGCAUGUGGAUUUUCUAAUGGGGACGUCUUGAUUUUAGAUGUUAUUUCUUAUCCCAUCAAAAUAAUUGCUCAAAGCAAACGCGAUACGAAUCCUUGUUUCGAACCGAUUUGGACAACAAGUUGGCGGACAGGUGAAAACGAGCAUCAAUUUGUUAUGACUACGUGUCAGGACGGUAGGAUCAAUAGAUUCACGAGCACAAAAACACACGACUUUAUUUGCUCGCCAAUGAUGCGCAUAUCAACUGUUGAGGGUAAAAUGAAAGGUAUAGAAGCACCGAGACAGUGUCAGAAGGAAGACGUGCCCAUAACAAGACAUCCGGCAGCUUUGUGUAUGAAAUGGCAUCCGAAUGUAGACCAUAUUUAUUUCGUCGGCACAGACGAGGGCUGCAUCCACAAAUGCUCGACGCACUACUUGAACCAGCAUAUGGAUGUAUUCAGAGCCCACUCUGGCCCUGUGUACGGCAUGGAGUUCUCUCCAUUCAUGGAUACCUUGCUAGUUACUUGUGGAGCUGACAGCGCGGUCAGGCUUUGGAUGGAAGGGAUAGAUGACGUCAUAUUAACUAUGAACUGCCCUACAGCGGUGUACGAUGUAGCUUUUUGCCCGGUCAAUUCUACUGUGAUAAUUUCUGUCAGUGGAAACGUACUAUCUAUUUGGGACCUUCGCAGAAAGAACCACAUGCCGUGCGCAGAGUACACUUUUCCAGGUCAAGUCGUUCUGACGUACAUAAAGUUUUCACCGUCAGGAGACAACGUGUUCGUCGGCGACACGUUAGGCCGUGUUCACACUUUCCAUCUGGAGGACACGCCUAUAGCACCAUUUUAUCAAAAGAAGCUUUUGGAUGAGACGAUUAAGAAGGCCCUGUGUACACGUCCCCUUAUAUUGAAGCAAUUGGAAAAGUUAGAAAAAUUCAGAGAGAAAUUUGGAAAAUAG